Molecule: messenger RNA, 1682 nt
Organism: Eriocheir sinensis (Chinese mitten crab)
Lineage: Eukaryota; Metazoa; Arthropoda; Malacostraca; Decapoda; Varunidae
Product: pro-resilin-like
Exons: 3
Coding region: 84-590 (168 amino acids)
Cellular component (GO): extracellular matrix
Source: RefSeq, a predicted model, not a curated record
GAACCGCAGAAGAAGGAAGUCAAGAGUUGAGAGUUGAAUCUUCGUUUUGUCUCUCUCUCCUUGUCACACUUCGUCAAUCAGUCAUGAAGGUGAUGGUAGCAAUCCUCAGCGUGGCGGCGGCGGUGACGGUGGCGGUGGGGGCUGACCUCGGCUACGGCUAUGAGGGCCCCGCAUCUUCCGGCGCUGGGGGUCAGGACUACGCCGGGGCCGCUUCCUCUGGGGCAGGCUCCGGUAGUGGUGGCCCCGCGCAGUACGGCUUCCAGUACGAUGUGGAUGACCAGCCUUCAGGGAACUUCUUCGGGCACCAGGAGGAACGAGAUGGCGACAGGACGGAGGGAAGCUACUACGUCAGGCUGCCCGACACACGCCUCAUGAGGGUUGACUACUACGCUGACGAGACAGGCUACCACCCCACCGUCACCUACGAGGGCGAGGCGCAGUUCCCAGACGGCCCCCAGGCGGCCCCCAGCAACGCCUACUCCCAACCCGGCGCCCCAGCCCCCGCCCCCGGCCAGUCGUACGCCCAGCCCGGCCCAGCCCCCGCCCCUGGUCCAUCCCCUGGUCAGCUCUACACGCCCCCAGGGAAGUAGAUUUGAAGUCCCAUUUUUAGCCCCUCACUUAUUCGAUAUUCUGUGUUUUGAUCUCUAGCCCCUUGCCCCCGCUCCCCCCCCCUCUGCCCCCACCAGGUUAGGUCAUGAGGCGAGGUACUUAAUGUUUGUUUAAUUAUGUGAUGUUCUAUAGCAAUAUAUUCCUGGAUGAUUGUAUGUAUGUGUGUGUGUGUGUGUGUGUGUGUGUGUGUGUGUGUGUGUGUGUUCGAACACCAAUAUUAUUACCACUAACAUUACCACUAACACUGACCACUAACCACUAUUCUACUACUGCAUGAGCUACUAACUCUGCAACACUUACAUCCCCAGAAAAAAAACACUUCUUAGAGGAAAAUUAUUACCACAACCACUAACAUUAACACUAACUACUAACUACUAUUCUGCCACUAUCACUAUUACCUACUAACUAUGCACUAACACUAACACCUCCAGAUACCAACUCGCAAACACUAUUCAGAAUUACAAACACUUUUUUUUUUGACUUCGUAAUCACUAACGUCAACUUAACCUUCCACCACUACCACCAAUACAACAACAACAAAAACAACAACAAAUAACAAUAGCAAUACCUUAGUUAAAAUCUGUAUUAGCUUCCAUGUACUCCUUUCUUUUUAGCUUCUGUUGUCAUUAUAAGAAACUAAUACAAUCUAGACUCUAUGUAAUUAUGCCUGGAAAUGCUCUUUUUGUACUCAAGUUCCUUCAAAGCUUCAACUCAUAUUAAUUAAAACACAACAAUCUGGACUAUUUAAAAUUAUCCAGAUGUCUAAAAGUGCUGAAAAAUCCGUACCGUACUUUUUAAUCUCUGUUUCUACAUUCAUUAUUAUUAGUAUUCUUAAAAUCUGAACUGUAUGUGUUAUGCCUUGAAGUGGUGUGUCGAUGUGUGUGUGUGUGUGUGUGUGUGUGUGUGUGUGUGUGUGUGUGUGUGUGUGUUCCAGGUUAACUUUCACCCUUAGUACGUGUUCGAAUCUAGUUUUGUAACCUGAAAGAGCUACACAGUAUUUAUUUAUUUAUUGUGAUGUGCAGAUAAUCCUUUAUACGUAAUGAUAUGAUAAUAGUACUUUGUAAAUAAAAGAA